AUGCUGGCGAAUUCUGAAGUUUGUGUCAUCGUUUUGGUCCGCAGUGGAACUUGCGCGAACCCAAGCAAAAGGCAGAGGUUAGGCAAACUUGUGCAAAGAUGUGAGGACCUAUUUCCGGCGUCAAAGGCUGGGCAAUCCAAAGUUUUUGUUGUAGAUUUCGGCGGUGGGAAAGCGCCUAAAGAUGACUGCUGUAACAUGUUGCGACGCACGGUGAGCUUCAACGUCAAUUACGCAUACCUGCCCGUCGACAAUCCCGUGGUAGCAUUGCACUGGGCGAAUAAAAUAUGGAUUCCGGCGGUCGCUAAACGUCACAGUUUCGAGAACAAUGACGAAGGAACUCGAACAUUGUACCGUUUUGCGCUAGUUGUCAACAACUUUGAUGGGGUUGAUGAAUGCGCCUUGCCAGAGAUGUUCAACAGCCACUGUCGGGAACACAUUGAGAGAGGCACGCAGCUGGUCAUCCUGCCACCGAGAGUGUUGAUGCCUCCGGGUGCGGCGAAGACGUCGUGGAUGGUGGAAGAUUUUCUGGUUCAGCGAGAAAACAUUCGUUACAUAUCGUUCCAAGGCAUCUCCGGAACAGUUGUGACGAACCCUCCUAAGUCGCUGUGUCUGUGGGACCGCAUCAGCCUUUAUAGAGCUGUCUCUGGAGCAUCUGGACCACAAAAGGUUUGCUGGCCUUCAGAACUCAACCAGACUCUUGCUCUUAACCAGUUGCAUCAAAACGGAUGCCGUUCGGAGUUGGCCUCACAACCGGUAACAGUGACCGCACAUAAGGAUCUAUACGCGAAGUACUGUGCCGACUGGGCUUUACAAGGAAGACUGCUCUGGGAACUGUUCAAUUUCAAAUGCACAACGUCCAAGAUGGCUCUGGGCAAGCUGUGGAUACUCGUCGAUCAGUACAUACCAAAAUUCUUCCAGAUCAUGAGGCCCCUCAUGCUGGUUGUCAUAUUCUUCCGCUCACCAUUUGAUACCGUAUUCAUCCUGGUGGUAUAUCUACUUCUCCUGCUGCCCCUCACGAUCGCCAUGGUUUCCGCAUCAUUACGAAGAAACCGGGAGAUCAGCCGUCAAUGGUCGAUGGCCAGGCUGCUAGUUGUCCUCCCAAUAGUAAACGUUAUCCGCGAAAUAUUCUACGCUUACGCUUCAUUGUAUUACGUUAUUUUCACUUACCGUCCAUUAUACCCUUCAAUUGACUAUAUGUCACGAAAAGAUUGUGGAUCUGGCCUACCACCCUUUCCCGAGGAUGGUGGAAGCGGGGUCAACUGGUUCACUAUAUGGCGCGAUCGUGAACGCGAACAUGUGGAGACAGAGAGCGACUUUGGAGAUUCCGAGUCGCAGAAUAGCAAGCCUUUAUAGAAUCUUCGCAGCUGAACAUUGUCUCGACAAGUAUUCUGCAAAAGCACUUCAGUGACUCUCAUUGGCUUGGCCGGCUACCCUCACAAUUUUUGAGUAUCAUUACGAUUUUUUCUUUUGAUUAGAUUUUCUAUACUCUGGUUUACAACAAAUCACGUCGAAAUAGGUCCGGCUUCAGCUGGCGCUUCACG
Perkinsus marinus ATCC 50983 is the source of this 1541-nucleotide messenger RNA. RefSeq lists its product as hypothetical. Bases 1 to 1353 code for a protein of 450 amino acids. NCBI's taxonomy places the organism in Eukaryota, Perkinsozoa, Perkinsida, Perkinsidae. The transcript is spliced from 14 exons. The record is from RefSeq and is a predicted model, not a curated record.